AAAUCAAUGCAGCAAGGCUGAGAUCUUUAUCACUACAGAGCCUUGCAAUAGCAGAAGAGAUAUUUCAAGACUUGAUUUUCAAGUUUCACCUCCUUGAGAAUCUAAAAGUGGUAUGCUGUGGAUUGCCAAGAAAACUUGAGUUCUAUAAUGGGAGGCUUGCAAGUUUAGUGGUGUUCAAAUGCAUGAAUCUGGUUGAUUUUGGGAUUGAUGCUCCAAAACUCAUUUCAUUCAAUUAUACUGGUCAGAUGUUGCAAAUAUCUCUCAUGAACACUUCUUGCAAACUUCAUGUGAAACUUCAUUUAAAACCUAUUGCUGUUGAUUCUCUUUGGUUCUCUGAAUUGAGGGAGAUUCUUGGGUGGUUUGGUCAUGCCCAAAUUCUAACAAUAUGUUGCAAGGCUCAUAAGACAGAAAGGUUCAUCAUUCCAAAAGAAUUAAGGGAAAGUACAAUCCCUCCACUACUUGAUCUAAAGCACUUGCAGCUAACAACAUCCUCAGAACCAAUAAUGAAUUAUGAAGAACUUAUUGAUAGUUUGCUGUGGAUUUCUCCCAACAUUGAGACUCUAUUUAUAGAUACGGGUUCCAGCAGCAAAACUCUAAAGUUUGAACCUACGGACCUACCCGGCAAAUGGGAAGAAUGAAAUUGUUACAGGUUCUUUCUUGCUCAAA
Messenger RNA from Macadamia integrifolia, 666 nucleotides. RefSeq lists its product as uncharacterized. NCBI's taxonomy places the organism in Eukaryota, Viridiplantae, Streptophyta, Magnoliopsida, Proteales, Proteaceae. The record is from RefSeq and is a predicted model, not a curated record. The transcript is spliced from 3 exons. The coding region runs from base 183 to 638 and encodes 151 amino acids.